This is a messenger RNA of Rangifer tarandus platyrhynchus (Svalbard reindeer), 1686 nucleotides long. The record is from the annotation of a GenBank genome assembly. NCBI's taxonomy places the organism in Eukaryota, Metazoa, Chordata, Mammalia, Artiodactyla, Cervidae.
AUGGCUGCCGUCUGCCCCGACGGUGUCUGGCUCCCGCCCCGCCGCCGUCUUACCGCCGGGCGCCCGCUGCUGCGCUUCGCCCUCUGCCUCCUGUGCUGCGGCCCGGCGGCUGUGGGCGCCGUCCCCGAGAUCGGGCUCUGGACCGCGACGAUCAGUGACAAAUCAGGACCUUUGAUAUUUAGGAAAACCAUGUUUAACUCUACUGAGAUCAAGUUUUCUGUGAAGUCAUUCAACUGCCCCGGGCCCGUGAAGUUUUCCAUCGAGUGGCACUUGGAGCGUCAUACCUGUCACAGUGAAUAUUCUGAGUUGGAAGAGCUGUCACAGAAACAUGAACUUCAGGUCACUGAAGACUUUUGUGCUCAUUAUUUCAAGAACAGUGAAUGCUGGACAACAAAAAAUGAAAAUGUAGAGUGCAGCAGUGAUUUACAGGUGUUUCCCCCAUUGAAUAAUAAACAACUAAUAUCAAAUACUGGAAAUGUUUCAAACCAGGAAGGAUCAACAGAUGUUGUAGCCAAAACACAAAGAGAUGGGUUUCAUAUCUUUAUUGUUUCUGUUAAAACAGAAAAAACAGAUGCAAGCUGGAGUUUGAACGUUUCUCUUUCUAUGUUGGGACCUUAUGGAUAUAUCUCUGCAUCAGAUUGGCCUCUAAUGAUUUUCUACAUGGUGAUGUGUAUUGUUUAUAUCUUAUAUGGUGUUCUGUGGCUGAUGUGGUCUGCCUGUUACUGGAAAGAUAUAUUAAGAAUCCAGUUCUGGAUUGCAGCUGUUAUUUUCCUGGGAAUGCUUGAAAAAGCAGUUUUUUAUGCUGAAUACCAAAACAUCAACAGCACUGGGCUAUCAACCCAAGGGUUACUGAUAUUUGCGGAGUUGAUAUCUGCGAUUAAGAGGACUCUGGCUCGCCUCCUGGUGAUCAUCGUGAGCUUGGGAUAUGGCAUCGUAAAGCCUCGUCUAGGAACCGUCAUGCACCGGGUCAUUGGAUUGGGGGUUCUUUAUUUUAUCUUUGCGGCUAUUGAAGGCGUGAUGAGAGUCAUUGGGGCACAUGACUCUGACCUUGUGCUUCUGGCCAGCCUGCCUCUGUCUCUUCUUGACUCUGGCUUGUGCUGGUGGAUAUCCUUUUCCAGCCACGGCAGCAGCGCUUUGGCACAAACUAUGAAGACUCUCAGACUAAGAAAGAACACAGUAAAAUUUUCUUUAUACAGGCACUUUACAAAUACCCUGAUCUUUGCCAUACUGGCAUCUGUAGUGUUUAUGGUGUGGACAACUAAGACAUUUAGGUUUGCAAAAUGUCAAUCAGAUUGGAUGGAACGCUGGGUUGAUGAUGCAUUUUGGAGCUUCCUUUUCUCACUUAUUCUUAUUGUCAUAAUGUUUUUGUGGAGACCAUCAGCAAAUAAUCAGAGAUAUGCCUUCAUGCCUUUAAUAGAUGAUUCUGAUGAUGAAAUUGAAGAAUUCAUGGUAACAUCUGAAAAUUUAACUGAAGGAAUAAAAUUAAGAGCCUCAAAAACAGUUUCCAAUGGAACAGCUAAACCUGCUACUUCUGAUAAUUUUGGUGAAGAUUUGAAGUGGGUGGAGGAAAAUAUUCCCUCUUCAUUCACAGAUGUAGCUCUUCCAGUGUUAGUGGAUUCAGAUGAGGAAAUUAUGACCAGAUCUGAAAUGGCAGAAAAAAUGUUCUCUUCUGAAAAAAUAAUGUGA